AUGAUAGAAAGCAACCAAAAGAAACAUGCGAGGGCUAACCGUUGUAUUCACCUCAAAGCCCUUGAUUGGGUAUGUGGGAUGUACUACAGAUAUUCUGUGGAGACGGGAAUCUGUGUCCUGGAGUGGUGGGAAGCUGUUCUUGUGAACAUUUACUUCCUGCUAUUGCUGUCCUCGUUAACCAGGCAGAUAAUAAGGAUGGGAAUUUAUUUAAUACGAAUAUUACUGAGAUACUGGCCCCUUUCAGGUAAAUCCUGA
Molecule: messenger RNA, 255 nt
Organism: Encephalitozoon hellem ATCC 50504
Lineage: Eukaryota; Fungi; Microsporidia; Unikaryonidae
Exons: 1
Coding region: 1-255 (84 amino acids)
Source: RefSeq, a predicted model, not a curated record